CGGGAAAGUCCCGGAUUUCCCGGCCAUCUGGCCACCCUAACGGUAUGCCUAACUGGUUGAGUCACGCACCCACCUUGUUAAUUAAAUAUCCCCUAAUGGAGGGCACACCACACCUCAUUUGUUAGGUCACGCGACUCGAGCGCUGAUACCUUCGGCUCUGGCAACAACUAUAAAGCCCAAAGUGGCCUGAUUCUGUCUACAAUCGAAGUUCUUUUCAUCAAUAUUUCAGAAUUUUUAAAGGGUUAACAAACAGCAUAGAUCACCAAAAAAUAAAUAAAUUAUCCGGGUCCUAGUCCAGUGGUCCAGUGGUUUAAAGACGUCUGUGAUCGAAAGGUCGCCCAGAGACUCACUAAUCUGUAAAUACUUAUAUUACAUACUUAAACCAUCGAAAAAAAUGGGAUAAAAUUGAUGAAGUAAACUUUGAUUGCGUGAGAUUCGGGCCCCAGGUUCAUUAUGACCCGUGCCACGGAGUUUGUAUUGCGUCACUUGCUUCUGGUGAAAGACACCUGCACACUGGUUCACAGUUUAGUUCACUCGUGUUUGGCGAUUAUAUUUGCCACUAAAUGUCGGUAGGUAGUCGUAAAAGUCAUGGCAUGUGCCUUUAGGCGGCUUGAAUAAAAUCUGACACCAGUGUCAGCAAUACCACAAUCGAUAUGAAACAAAUGACUAUGCAUGCAAAAACAGCGGCGGUCCAAUGGUUCAAGAAUAGGUCCAAAGUUUAUACCAAUUUGAUUCAAGUUUAAACUACCACUUGCUCCUGUGAAGGAAAACAUUGUGAGGCAACCUGCUCUCCACUACUGUAUGUGUUACAUUCCACAUAAUAGCCACGACCCACGACCCUCAGCCAUGAAGAAUACUAGACUCUAUGAUAGUUUCCAUGGCAACGCGUUUGGUAAACAUAAGCGCGCUUUAAUGUUAAAUAACAAAUAAUUUUAUUUUUGACUAAAAGACUUACAUAUAUAAAUAAAAUGAUUCUCUCCCGGUCCAAGCCGGCUACUGACAGCCGUGCCAGCACUGGCAACAGCUCAGCCAAGAGGAGCUUUCCGGAGCUGGAGGACUUCAUUCUAAAGAGGGAUUAUGUCGGCGGCCUUACUAUGCUGGAGUUCCUGAAACACGAAGGGAAUACAGAAGUGUGGGCGGAGGUCUGGUCAGCUUGGUGUUGGUUCCACCUGGGCGAUUACCGGAGAGCGCUGGAUGCGUACCAACGGGUCAAGACCAUGGACAAUUUGGACACAAGGAUCUUGGACAACUUAGACAUGGACCUAGCUGUCUGCUACUUCUACUUAGGAAUGUACAAGGAGUCUCAGGAAGCUAUUGAUAAAUCACCUAAGUGUGCUCUCAAGACCAGGCUAUUGUUCCACCUGGCCCAUAAGCGCGGAGACGAGGAUUCGCUGAUGAAAGCACACUCCUCACUUAGAGACGUGCCAGAAGACCAGCUCAGCUUGGCCUCCGUCCACUAUCUCCGAGCCCAUUACCAGGAAGCCAUUGAUGUGUACAAGAAGCUGCUGCUGGAUAGGCGAUACAAACGAUAUGACAAAGAUGACAUGGACUGGAUAAAAGCCUUGUCGCAUUCGCCUAGUCAAUACAUGGCGCUGAAUGUGUACGUGGCGCUCUGCUACUACAAGUUGGACUAUUAUGACGUAUCGCAGGAGGUGCUCGGGGUGUACCUGGCACAGCAUCCCACCUCCACAGUAGCUGGGAACCUGAAGGCAUGCAACCUAUUCAGACUGUAUAACGGCAAAGCAGCAGAGAAUGAACUGAAGCAGAUUUCGUCCGAGCAACACACCUUCGGACAGGAUUUGGUGAAGCACAAUCUUGUUGUGUUCAGAAAUGGAGAAGGAGCACUGAAGGUACUCCCUGAACUGGUGGACGUUGUCCCUGAAGCUCGCUUGAACCUAGCAGGGUACCGACUGCGGAAUAGGGAGCCGGUGGAAGCCAGGGAACUGCUGGAGCCGCUUCAGCCCACCUCCCCGCUGCACUACAUCCUGAGGGCGGUUGUGGCUGUGAGACUUUACAACGAAACUGGAGAUGAAGAACAAAUGAAGCUUGCGCAGCAGAGUUUCCACCUGGUCGGCAGUUCGGCGUCCGAGUGCGACACCAUCCCAGGCAGACAGUGCAUGGCCUCCUCCUACUUCCUCGCGGCCCAGUUCGAGGAGGUGCUGGUCUACCUCAACUCCAUCAAGAGUUUCUUCGUCAACGAUGACACGUUCAACAUCAACUAUGCUCAGGCAAAAGUGGCUACAGGCUUCUACCGGGAAGCGGAGGAGUGUCUCCUCAGCAUCCAGGACGAGGCCAUUCGGAGCUCCUUCACGUACCUGGCGUGUCUGUGUCGCUGUCACGUGAUGAACAAGGAUGCCCAUCUCGCCUGGGAGAUCUGUGUCAAGUUUGCAGGCACGCCGGAUAGCUUCGCACUGCUGCAGCUGGUGGCCAAUGACAGCUACCGCAUGGGACAGUUUCUGGUGGCUGCCAAGGCCUUCCACAUGCUCGACAGGCUGGACGGGGGUCCAGAGAUGUGGGAGGGGCUGCGCGGAGCAGUGUGCGGGUGUGCGCAGGCGGCGGCGGCCGGGAAACACCAAGCGGCGGCUGAUUUGAGGGACGCGCUCGCUCUGCUCAAAGGGUCCCGGGCCCACCCUCGCUCGGAUCAGAUAGUGAGGCCGAUCGUGAAGUGGGCUCAGCAGAACAGGAUCGCGGUCUGAUUGUGAAGGAGUCUACUCAUCAUAUGGACAAACAAUUCAACUUAGAAAAUUAUUUGUCCAAUAUUAAGUUAUUACCUACUUACAGUCUUAAAUAAAAAAUGAUUUUAUGAACUAUAAUUUUUCACCAUUACAAUACCAAAUCGGAUGGUUGUAAUUGGUUCUAAGUGUUACCAUACAAGUGAACAAGAGCUCUCAUUUGUUUUCUUCUCUUUUGAGAUGGACUUUGUUACAGAGGACGUUAGGUUCCCUCUACUGUGAGCUUCGCGAUGGCUGACUCACGCUUAUAGGGACCAACACUGUUUGAAUGAGUUUCUUUCGGCAUUUCUUCUCAGCAGAGGUCGUUCCGAAAUGCUUGUAGUUUGUAGCUUUGGUAAACAUCAUUUAAUUUAGAAUAUGACGUGAAAAAGUGCCUGUGAAGGCCUAAUUUCUGAAUAAAUGAUUUUGAUUUUGAUUCAGUAAGAAUUACAUAAUCCCACUGCUGGCCAAAAGCCUCCCCUAACUUCCUCUGUAUUCUCUUGCCAUCAAAAAGUUCGACAAAGUUACAUAAUACUUUGUCGAACUUUGAACAAAAAAUAAUGUAUAAGUGGAGUGCCGCCUUAAAAUGAAAAAAACUUUACACUAGAUAUCUAAUGCGAUAAUCUCUGAUUUUAUACCGACGCUCAGUUAUCAGACCUAAAAGACAUACCUAAGAUAACAGUUUUGUAAUUUCGGAAUGUAACUAUAGCUUUUACCCGGCGCAGACGCACGAAAUUAACGCGUGUUAAUAAUUAUUAUAAUCAAUAUCUCGAGUUCUAAGCAACGUAUCGCGAUUAAACCUAUACCAGAUUUUAAGUUAGACUAUCCCUUUACAGCUGUGAAAACCACUUCAAAUUCUAUCCAGUAGUUUUUGCGUGAUGCCCGAACAAACAGACAGACAAAAAUUCAUAAAAUAUAUAUAUUUUGGCUUCUAUUAGUCCCAUAAAGACCCCCACAAUUAUUUUUCUUUGAUAUCUCCUAUGUACAGACAGACAUAGCCCACUUAUAGUUUUAUUAUAUGUAUUUGAUAUAGAAUAGAUUAAUGUACUUCACUUCAAGGAAUUAAUGUGAUUAAAUGAUUUGAAAUAAU
This is a messenger RNA of Plodia interpunctella (Indianmeal moth), 3801 nucleotides long. RefSeq names its product Tetratricopeptide repeat domain 26 (gene Ttc26). Gene Ontology annotation, biological process: intraciliary anterograde transport; intraciliary transport involved in cilium assembly. Gene Ontology annotation, cellular component: ciliary base; ciliary basal body; intraciliary transport particle B. Gene Ontology annotation, molecular function: intraciliary transport particle B binding; protein binding. The coding region runs from base 969 to 2696 and encodes 575 amino acids. The record is from RefSeq and is a predicted model, not a curated record. The transcript has 14 exons. NCBI's taxonomy places the organism in Eukaryota, Metazoa, Arthropoda, Insecta, Lepidoptera, Pyralidae.